AUGCUCCGCGCCUCCGGCGGCCUGCUGGCGGCGACCGUUCUCCCCGCCCCGCCCCGGGCCCGCGGCGCCGCGCCCCGCUGCCGGCGCCGGGAACUACACUUCCCAGGACGCCCCGAGCUGCUGCUCUGCGACUUCACGGCGGGACACCUCGUCAGAGCCUGCGUGCCCGUGGGCCGCCGGGCCGCCCUGAGGAGGGGAAGGAUGCCGCCGUCCGUGGGCGAAGGCCGCCCGGGCUCCGAGCUGCGAUCCCGCAGGGGCCGCUCCGGGCCCCGGGCCGCCAACGCCGUGGGCGCGGACGACGCGACGGAGGCGGCCGUGCGCAGCCCCAAACGGCCGGCCCGGGGCUCGCGGCGCUGGGACGCGGCCGGCCGCUGGGGCCUGAUGGCCCUGGUGACGCUGCUGUCCUUCGCCACCCGCUUCCACCGUCUGGACCAGCCGCCGCACAUCUGUUGGGAUGAAACUCACUUUGGAAAAAUGGGAAGUUACUACAUCAACCGUACCUUUUUCUUUGAUGUGCACCCGCCUCUGGGAAAGAUGCUGAUAGGCCUUGCUGGCUACUUGAGUGGAUAUGAUGGCACCUUUUUGUUCCAGAAGCCGGGGGACAGCUAUGAGCAUCACAGCUACCUGGGGAUGCGAGCAUUCUGUGCAUUCCUCGGUUCCCUGCUGAUCCCCUUCGCCUACCUCACUGUGUUGGAGCUAUCCAAGUCCCUCCCAGCAGCAGUGCUCACUGCCGCCCUCCUCAUCUUUGACACAGGAUGCCUCACUCUGUCCCAGUACAUCCUCCUUGACCCCAUCCUGAUGUUCUUCAUCAUGGCCUCCAUGCUGAGCAUGGUCAAGUACAACUCCUGCACCAACAGGCCCUUCUCUGCUCCCUGGUGGUUCUGGCUCAGUCUUACUGGCAUUAAUCUGGCUGGUGCUCUGGGGGUCAAGUUUGUUGGCCUCUUUAUCAUCCUGCAAGUGGGGUGGAACACCAUUUCCGACCUUUGGCACCUGUUUGGGGAUCUCAGUCUUUCACUGGUGACGAUGGGGAAACACCUCACAGCUCGCAUCCUGUGCCUUAUAGUCCUGCCCCUGGCGCUCUACACGGCCACCUUCGCUGUCCACUUCCUGGUGCUGAAUAAAAGUGGUCCUGGCGACGGCUUCUUCAGUUCUGCCUUCCAGGCCCGCCUUUCUGGAAACAACCUUUAUAACGCUUCCAUCCCCGAACACCUGGCCUACGGCUCUGUGAUCACGGUAAAGAACCUGCGGAUGGCCAUCGGCUAUCUCCACUCCCACGUGCACCUCUACCCUGAGGGCAUCGGUGCUCGCCAGCAGCAGGUCACCACCUACUUGCACAAGGACCUCAACAACCUGUGGAUUAUCAAGAAACAUAACACAAACGCAGAUCCCCUAGACCCCUCCAUCCCAGUCGAGUUUGUAAGACAUGGAGACAUCAUUCGACUGGAACACAAAGAAACCACUCGGAACUUGCACAGUCAUCAUCACGAGGCACCUUUGACCCGGAAACACUAUCAGGUCACUGGCUAUGGCAUAAAUGGGACAGGAGACUCAAAUGACUUUUGGCGAAUUGAAGUUAUAAACAGAAAAUUUGGCAACCGGAUCAAAGUGCUGAGAAGUCGCAUUCGCUUCAUCCAUCUGGUCACAGGUUGUGUCCUGAGCUCUACAGGAAAGAGUCUGCCCAGGUGGGGCUGGGAACAGCUGGAAGUGACUUGCAGUCCGUACCUAAAGGAAACGCUCAACUCCGUCUGGAGUGUGGAGGACCAUAUCAACCCCAAGUUGCCAAACAUCAGCCUGGACGUGCUGCAGCCGAGCUUCUCCGAGAUCUUGCUGGAGUCACACAUGGUGAUGAUCCGGGGGAACAAUGGCCUCAAACCCAAGAAUAACGAGUUCACGUCCAAACCCUGGCACUGGCCCAUCAACUAUCAGGGCCUGCGCUUCUCCGGGAGCAACGACACAGACUUCCGGGUCUACCUGCUCGGCAACCCGGUGGUGUGGUGGCUGAACCUGCUGAGCAUCGGCCUCUACCUCCUCUCGGGGAGCGUCGUGGCGGUGGCCCUGCAGAGAGGGGCGCGGCUGCCUGCGGAGGUGGAAGGGCUCGCCCGGGUGCUGCUGCGUGGCGGCGGCCAGCUGCUGCUCGGCUGGGGGCUCCAUUACUUCCCCUUCUUCCUGAUGGGCCGCAUCCUCUACUUCCACCACUACUUCCCCGCCAUGCUCUUCUCCAGCAUGUUGACAGGCCUUCUGUGGGACACUCUCCUGCGCCUGUGCGCCUGGGCCCUGGCCUCCUUGCUCCCCUCUCGGGGCGUCCACAUGGCAGGCGUCACGGGCCUGCUCCUGGGAACCGCCUACAGCUUCUACCUCUUCCACCCUCUGGCCUACGGGAUGAUUGGUCCCCCCGCUCAGGACCCCCGAAGUCCCAUGGCAGGACUCAGGUGGCUGGAUUCGUGGGACUUUUGAGGCCACUGUGAGGAUUCCAGCUUGAGUGCCCUGGACUUCCCGGGGCGGCCAGCGGCGAACCCAUCCCUGGACUGCCCCAGCGCUGGAGGACGCUGCCCGAGGAGUCUGUGGAUUCCUGCUGCUGCCCAGGACCCUCUCUGGUGCACCCCGGCAGCCAUCCUGCCAGCAGCGGGCACACGGCUCUGUGCCCAGUCGCAGCUGCAGGCAGCUCAGCAGAGGACCCUGUCCUCAGGCGUGUUCCCCUGUGUGUGACACGCAGAGGGAGUACGAGAGGGUGGCCGGGAAUGAGUGCGAACAUGUGUGUGCGUGCAUGCGUGUGCGUGCACGUGCGUGCGUGUGCAUGUGUGCGUGUGUGCGUGUGCGUGCGUGCGUGUGUGUGUGUGUGUGUGUGUGUGUGUGUGUGUAAUGGCCGCACCUCGGGUCAGCUGCAUCUUAUAAACUCCCAAGAAACAGUUCUGGGCUGCAGUGAUAUUUUCUGGUAUUCCUUCACACUGGAUCUGUAAUUUCCGUUACAAAUUCUCUCGCCUGCGAGAGGGCUGAGAGCAUGGAGCACUCCUGAUGACACCUCGGAAGGGCGGAGUAGACGGGAGCGGCAGGGCCACGGGGCUCCUUCCGCAGGCAGCGCCCACGGGCGGGCAGGCCCCGGAGUGCUGAGCAGGCGCUGGCCGGCCUUCUUCUCGGCCCCUGACCCCAGUCUCGGAGGAGAAUGAGGCACCUGACGGUCCCCACUCCCCAUGCCUGCUGCGGCUCCUCUGCCCAGGUCUGCCCUGUGCGCCCCUCCUGGCCCGUCGCUGGCAGAGCCUCCUUUCCUCGGCAGCCGAGGAUGCGAAACAGCACAGAGCCGGGUGGUGCUUGGACCCGGGCCCCGGGGGUGCCAAUGAGGCUGAUACUCUGUCACCUCCUGGUGGUCCCCAUUUUUACUUCCCUCCUGCUGAGCCCCCUCCCCCAGUCAGCGCAAUCAUUUCCUUUCCCUCGUAUGCCUCCCAUUUCACUCAGCUGGCUUACCCAGGGACCCCAGGCACCUGGAACCACAUCACCACUCCUCUUUCCCCCCGAAGCCCAGGCAAGAGGCCCAGAGCUCUUCCUCUCACUUCCUCCCCAAGUGAAAGGGUUAGAAAGGAAGUAGCCCAAGGCCAGCCUGCUGCCUGCCCCCCGCUUCUGGUGUCUGACAAGCCCGUUUGUCUCAUGUACAGAUGGAACUGUCACACGGUCUGCCCUCGAGCCCCCUCCAGCUCAGGUUCAGCUCCCGCCCUCGAGAGCAUCUUCGCAGGCUGUUGCCAUGGAGACUGGAAUUGGUCCCAGGGACAGUCUGUGCUCCCUAGUGGGUGGCGGGGAAGGAAGCUUCUGGCCCUGCUUGGGCCCUCAGACCCAUUGUCAUUAAUGCUAAUAGAGGAAAUGCGGUGACUGAGCGCAAGACAGGUUUGCUAAUUAGAUCUGGGGGCCAGAUGACCUCCCUUCUCCCAGCCUACAGCUCCAGGGACUUCUCCCAAGAAGCAGGAAGCACAGUCUGGGUGCUGGGCUUAAUUGCACUUAGGAAGGGAAGGGGGUGCAAGGUGGAGCACUUGCCUCCUCCCCACAGGUGUAGGGGUUUCUCCUGGCUUGGGGCAGCCAUCUGGGUGAGCUGUCUAGGAGGUGACAGGCAGAAUUCUGUGCUGCACUCUCAGCAAAGAACCCCCAAAGACACGAGGGGAGCAGGUGUCCCCUAAUAGGAACUUGCUAAAGAGGAGGCGCAGGGAAGGAGCAGAGGAGUGAAGGCAAAAGUGCAGGCGGCUUCCUGCUCAUCUCCCCACCCCCCACUCCCAAUUUGGCCACAACGGAGAGUCUGCCCGCUCCCACCUCCUCCUCCUGAACCAGACUGGCAGACGCUCGUCUGUGGGCAGAGAAGCGCCCACGUGGGAGAAUGCAGCUCUGGGCACCGGUGUGGGAAGGUGCUGGGUAGGGCAGGGGGGCACUCUGCAGGGGAGCCCAGGAGGAAUGUCACGUGCCCCACACACCAGCCAGUGGAGCAAGUUAGCUCAACUUCCAACCACUCUUUUUUUUUAAUUGAAUCACUGUGAGAACAGUUACAAAGCUUUCAGGUUUAAGUCUCAGUCAUACCGUGAGCAAACACCCAUCCCUUCACCAGUGCACAUGUUCCACCACCAAGAGCCCCAGUAUACUCCCCAUCCCACCCCCUGCCUUGCGUGUGUAGCAGAUGAUUUUCACUUUCUCUUGAUUACAUUCAGUGUUUCGACAGAAAACCCGCUAUUAUUAUUAUUUGGAAUUUUCCCCCAACAAUCAGACCUGCUGAAAAGGCAUCAUUUGAUAAUUUGUUUUCUAUUACUGAUAAUGAAGGGCAUCUUGUGGCCGCGCGGUUUUGGAUUUCUGGUAUUUUAGUAAUUAAGUCCAGAGGGAUUUCUACCAGAAGCCGCUGGGUUCCGAAAUUGGUUUGUGUGCCUCUGGGAUCAUGGCCGUUCAGGAGCAGAGGAGCCGUUCGUGGGCGGCCACUUGGAGUCUCGUCUGGGCAGGGAGCAGUGCCGGUUCCACCCCUGCAUCUCAAGAUUCCCUGUGUGCCCCGCCACUGCAAACUCAUACCUCUGUCCAAUAGGCUCUGAAAGAUGGCGGUCACCAUGCUGCCACUGAGGGGAGAAGGUGGAAGGGACAACGCCCUUUCCCCCUGGGGUGGCACCAACCAACUUCUUGAGCCACAUUUUCUAUUAAAAUUUAAAAUUCAUUAAAAUUUUCUAUUAAAAUUUUUUCCAGACAUAAUCAGAAGCCGUUUACUUUUGUAAUAAAUAACUCUUAU
Molecule: messenger RNA, 5239 nt
Organism: Sorex araneus (European shrew)
Lineage: Eukaryota; Metazoa; Chordata; Mammalia; Eulipotyphla; Soricidae
Gene: POMT2
Product: protein O-mannosyltransferase 2
Exons: 21
Coding region: 1-2454 (817 amino acids)
Biological process (GO): protein O-linked glycosylation via mannose
Cellular component (GO): endoplasmic reticulum; membrane
Molecular function (GO): dolichyl-phosphate-mannose-protein mannosyltransferase activity
Source: RefSeq, a predicted model, not a curated record